Molecule: messenger RNA, 2051 nt
Organism: Cajanus cajan (pigeon pea)
Lineage: Eukaryota; Viridiplantae; Streptophyta; Magnoliopsida; Fabales; Fabaceae
Gene: EMB975
Product: Tetratricopeptide repeat (TPR)-like superfamily protein
Molecular function (GO): protein binding
Source: RefSeq, a predicted model, not a curated record
UCUCAUACAAGAAAAUGUUAUUUUACUCUCUCUAUCUUUCAAAAUAAAAGUAAUUAAAAAAAAUGCUCUAAAUUCUAAAUCAUAAAUUGUGGCUUCCCCUCCCCUUACCAUCCCCGAUGCAUGGUGAAGUAGGCUAUACAAGCAAAUCGUAACAUUCUGCAGUUAUCAUCCCUUAAAGUUGAAAUCCCUUUUCAAAACAUAAACUCUUGCUCAGGCUGACAGCAGAGCUCGGUGGUGAAAGGUAGAAGUUGCAUAUGAACCUGACCCAAAUGAAAUAAAAGCUGUUUCUGUGUUCAGGCAAUUGGGAUUUGUAACCCCAGUUGGGAAAGUUGAAUUCUUUCCAAUAAGAAGUGACAAAUUAAGCUGGUUCCAAGGUUCUGAAUGACAAUGCAACAUCCACAUUUUUAAUUCCUACUUCUGAAUAAUGGAGUGCACUGUGUCAUUUCCUUGUGUGCAUUUUUUUCCGGUGGGAAGAGCUUGGUGCAACUACAGAAGAGUCACUUUAGCAGCACAUUCAAAAAGGAGAAGAAGACCAGCAAAGGACAAUCGCUAUCGACCGCAUCCCCAGCAACCUCCAGAGUUUGGUGUUAAUCUAUUCUUGAAGAAGCCUAGCACCACCUCUAUACCAACUGAGGAUAAUGUGGAUAUCAAUGAAGAGAAUGAUGAAGAGAAGGAUGAAGAUACUGAGGUUGUUUGGGAAUCAGAUGAACUUGAAGCUAUCUCAUCACUUUUUCAAGGUAGAAUUCCACAAAAACCUGGAAAAUUACAUCGAGAAAGGCCUCUUCCUCUUCCAGUUCCCUACAAGCUUCGACCUGUGGGACUGCCUGCACCCAAAACACAAGUAAAAUUGACAGCACCAGCUGUGGCUUUUUCUCGGGAUUCUAUGGCUAAGAAAGUGUAUAAAAGUCCUAGUUUCCUAGUUGGGUUAGCGAGAGAAAUAAGUAGACUUGGUCCAGAUGAAGAUGUAUCUAAAAUUCUUGGAAAGUGGGUGCAGUUCCUGAGGAAAGGGUCCUUGUCAAUGACAAUAAGGGAAUUAGGUCAUAUGGGAUGCCCUGAGAGAGCCCUGCAAACAUUCUUAUGGGCACAAAAACAACCUCAUCUCUUCCCGGAUGAUUGGAUUCUGGCCUCAACUGUUGAGGUCUUGGCCAGAAACCAUGAGUUAAAAAUUCCAUUCAACAUAGACCGGUAUACUGGUUUGGCAAGCCGUUCUGUGUUGGAGGCUAUGAUUAAGGGUUUCAUAAAAGUAGGAAAGCUUAGACUUGCAUGGAAGGUUCUAGUAGUUGCCAGACGAGAUAAAAGAAUGCUGGAUUCCAGCAUUUAUGCUAAGCUAAUAUUAGAACUUGGAAAGAACCCUGACAGACACAGGCAUGUGUUGCCCUUGUUAGAUGAACUUGGAGAACGAGAUGAGUUGAAUUUAAGCCAACAAGAUUGCACCGCAAUAAUGAAAGUCUGCAUUAAGAUGGAGAAAUUUGAAGUAGUUGAGAGCCUGUUUAGUUGGUUCAAACAGUCUGGCUUUCAACCGAGCAUAGUAAUGUUCACUUCUGUGAUUCACAGCCGUUACACUGAGAAGAAAUACAGAGAGGCAUUGGCUGUAGUUUGGGAGAUGGAGGCUUCAAAUUGCCUUUUGGAUCUUCCAGCUUAUCGUGUAGUGAUAAAGUUGUUUGUUGCUUUGAAUGAUCUAUCUAGAGCCAAGAGAUAUUUUUCAAAACUUAAAGAAGCUGGAUUUUCUCCCACUUUUGGGUUAUACAAGGACAUGCUUCAAAUUUACAUGGCCUCCGGGAGGUUAGGAAUGUGCAAAGAGAUCUGCAAGGAGGCUGAGAUAGCAGGUUUCAAGCUAGAUAAAUAUCUAGCGUCACACAGUUAGAUAAAUGAAGAACGUAGACUUUAAGAAUCCUACAUGCAUUGUCAUUGUUUGUAUACAUUCUUAAUCCCUCUUUCUAAUGUAAUGGUUAGGUUCCUUUUGUACAUUGACAAACAUUACGAAUAUUUUUUACGUUGAAGAUAAUAAUUUGGAAUGUUUAAUAUAAUAUAGGAGAAUUGACGACUAUAAG